Pararge aegeria (speckled wood butterfly) is the source of this 1168-nucleotide messenger RNA. RefSeq lists its product as uncharacterized. Gene Ontology annotation, molecular function: N-acetyltransferase activity. The transcript is spliced from 6 exons. The record is from RefSeq and is a predicted model, not a curated record. Bases 340 to 1044 code for a protein of 234 amino acids. NCBI's taxonomy places the organism in Eukaryota, Metazoa, Arthropoda, Insecta, Lepidoptera, Nymphalidae.
ACGCAAGCGCCACUAAUUAGGCCAAAGAUAAAUGUGCGAAUAGAUUUAAUGUACCAACCAAGAUUAUAUUUUGCACUGACCCAGCUCCUUCCCAAUACCAAUGUGUGCGAUAUGUCAGUAUUCUAGAACUCAAUGGCGAGACGUGACGCGUUGUGCAGUGCAUGACGUCGUAAAUAGUGAAUGAUUUGUAUGCGUUUGUUUGUGAUUUCAAUAUCAACUUCAUCAGAGUGAAUUGUGGGGGCAUUUGUAAUUAAUUAUUUUGCUAUCAUUGCAUUGGAUUGCGGUUAACAGAAACCCAGCAAUAAAUGAGGGAAUCGGGUGUUUAAAGCUGGGUACAAAAUGGGAUUCACGCGGCAAUGGGACGCCUCGUGUCCACGAGUGUGGGACAGCUGGGAAGAGGAUGGUGUCAGCUGGGUGAUCCAAGAUCUGGCACCGGAGGAUGACGACAGAGCCCUGCAUAUCCUCGAGAAGGACUUUUUACCUGAUGAAGUACUGUGCGCCUACAGUAAACUUACCGAAGACCCAGAAAGCGUAAAGAGUAUGGUCAAAUUUUGGCAUGACUGUCUAGCACAGAGAAUGAGCCUCGGCUGCUACACCGUCACCAACGGCAAGAAGACACUAGUAGCUCUCAACGUGUGCGUUGUAGAUACUAUCGAGGAACGGGUUCCCAGCACACCGAUCGAAGGAGUAGCGUGGAAUAACGUGUACCGCGCUAUCGAGUACCUCGAAGAAAAAUGCGAUCCGUUCAAGUACCUGAAGCUUGACACAAUACUGCACGCACUUGGUCUGUCCGUGCUAACUGAAUAUAGGGGAAAACAUCUCGGCAGCAGGAUUCUAGCAGCGAGGAGGCCACUCUGUCUAGCUCACGGUAUUAAGGCCACAGCGACCAUGUUCUCGGGGCCCGCGUCGCAGAAGUCGGCAGCCAGGGCCGGUUUCAGCACCAUCUGCGCUGUACCCGGAAAGGAGUUGGCCGAAAACGGCAUGAACUUCCCCAAGGACGAUAGCAUCGUUAUAAAGCUUAUGGUGAAGAGAUACGACGAAUAAAUGUAAACUGGCCACUAAAAAUCAACUUAUGCCCAUUUUCACUUAACACAGGAAUCGCUUAAAUCGAAUGCAUAAUGAUUUAGGCAAUGUCGUUAAAAAAAGUUUCACCAACUCUUAGGUAAAA